AUGAUAUACGCGCUCCUGCUGCUCUUCCUCUACAUUGCUGACAGUGGCGCGUACAACCCCGGAACCGAGUUGGCACCGACGCCAGCGACGAGACCGCACAGCGGCAAGACUACGCUUGCGUCUAUUUCUGAGCGGCUAUUUGGGAGCCGGAUCGGAAGUACGACGCUCUGUGAGAGUUCUUGCGGGACAUCAUUCGAAGAGCACCCUGGUCCUUACUGCGCAGAGGAAGCUGUGCAGUCCUACAAUGGCAAGCUCAUGGAGAUGCGGGUUGUGCCGCAUCCAAUGCAAAGCAAGUGCGGCAUUUUGUUCUUCCUGUGGUGGAGCGUGGCGGGAUGUCAUGACUACGGACACCCGGCCACAGCCCAGCUACAGUGGAGGACGGGGCAGCCAGAAGUGGUCAGAGGAUACUUGGGCUGCUCCUGCAUCGCCCCGACGCUGGGAGGAACCUUGGAGGCCCAAAUCUCCACGCCGAAAGAAGGGUGGAGGUCGUGGCAAGGACAGCUGCCAGAGCCACCGACGAGACAACCGCCACAAGGGCCGGUUGCUACGGCGAACAAGGAGGUUGCCGCAUCGAGCACUGCCACCGCAGAUCGGCAGGCGCUCGAGAAACUCAUCCAGGCGAUGCAAGCCAGCGAACAGGAGCUGACGCCGCAGUUACGGCAGCUUCUCGAACAGCACCGGCUCGACGACACCAAGGCCGAGGCCCGCAACCUUCACCGGAUUGUGGCGUCCAAGGCUGGAGCCAAGAAGGAGCUCAGCAAGAUACGCCUGGGACGCUCGAACUACCUGCAGUCCUGGAGUUCCUACCUCGACCAAGUGGUUGCUACGCUGCAGAAGCAGAUCAGCGAGCACACCACGACCAUGCAGGACUUCUCGGAAAAGGAGAUGCAAUGGGAACAGGCUUUGCAAGAAGCGUCCCUUGCACUGACGCGAGUCGCUACAGACCGUGUGGAAGUCGAGACCAUUACGGACGACGAAGAGGCCAUGGAUGCAUCCGAGAACAGAGUCGACGAGGCCAUCAGCAUCGAGUUGCUAGGCCAGAGAGCCAAGGAGCGAGCCAGGGUGCUCGAGCAGCAGGGCAAUUCGCUGGUGGCUGCUUUGCAAGAGGCCGCCGAGAGCGGAAAGGGCUCACAACGAGACGGCACCGACAAUCGCACAGAAGGUGCCGAGACCUUGUUUCCCUGGACUGCGCCCGAAGUUGAUGUGGGGCGACAUGUCGUCAGGGCCCACCGGCUUACGGGCGACCCACUUACGUUCCAGCCUUCCGGCCCAUCUGAGGAUGCCGAUGUGGCUGACGAAGUAAGUGGCUGGCUCAGACCCCAGUCGCAGCCUGUGCAGUCAUGCUGGACUCGCACGGCACCUCCCUCUCCUCCCUGGCUGACCGAUCCCCUCCGAGUUCCAACGGAGGUUGCCGUUGCAAAGGCGGUCAAGCCGUCCGCGGGCAGUCUGCCCCGACGGCCCACUGCGCUGCAAUGCACAAUCACCGCGCAGAUUCCGCUCGUGCCAGACGCACUCAGUGGCCGGCUGUACCAUGAGUGUGUUGACAGUUUGGCUGCUUACACAGCCGGCUCUGACUAUGAUGAGUCUGGGCAUGCUACCUUUACUGUCUUCGAUCCUCCUCAUGGAAUGCGUACCAGGCGAUCUCACCGCACGUGGACCAUUUUGGAACACGCUGCCGAUGCGGUUAGCAGUGCGCCCAUGCGUGUACGAGCAAUUCAACUCAUUGAACGCGCCGUGCCAGGACUAAGCACGCCGCAGCUCACGCUGACGCCCCGGGAUGCCGAGGCACAUCAGCUAGCGCUUCCAAUUGACCUCAGGGGGCAGCAAGGCUCAGUCAUCACUUUGGUGCUGGAAGCCGGGAUGUCUGCGCAAGACGUUCUGCGUAGGGCGGCUGAAGCUACUCGGGCACGGCUUGAGGAUUUACUUGUAAAUCCCUGGCUGUAUCACCUUGUCGCGUCUGACGGCAGCGUUGUCCCAGUCCUACAAGCGCCAAUUUCUCAGUAUGAGUGGUUCGAGGUUAGGUCACAGGUUGCCGAAGCCGUCGUACCAACCGCUGGUUUGUUGGAAUCCGCGACCAGCACCACUACGACAACUGCUGCUCGAGCACCUCUUGAUCUGUCUGAGCUAGAACAGAUUCUGCUGAGUACUGGCGGCGAUCCAAGGUCGGUACUACCAGGUGAGCUCAGGGAUGUCGAAUUGUUGCCCAGAGGUGUACACCAUGGGGCAGCACAUCGCGUUCCCUUAACGCGUUUGCGCAUGUUGCCGGACCUGUGCCCUACCCCAUAUCCGGGAAGCGUUUCUAGGUCGGUGACCUUUACGAUCUUUGUGGCAGCACAUGCUCCGCUCAAAGUACAGGGCAUUUUGGACUGGACGCUGAUUGACUUUCUGCGGACCAGUGCGCAAUUUGCGGAGACGCCGUUGCACAGGUUGCAGAUGCUCACCACAGCGGUGCCAGGGCUGCCGACACCACAGGUGGCGCUAACUGAAGGCAAUGAGAUUGGUGAAUCUACUGUCAUUCCGAUCGAUUUGCGCGGGCUUGGGCAAGAUGUGACCCCCCUUUUGCUCCCACCGUCCUUCGACCGAGCAUCAGUGCUCGAGGCCAUCGCGUUGGCUGUUCCGCACUUGCGCACCACCAUUGAGGACCCGCUAAGUGGUCACCGGCUGCAGCUCAUCGAUGCCCAGGGACAAAGCUGGGACUGUCUACCAACCAGCCUCUCCUCGAUUCAGUGGCUCACCCUGUCGUAUGCCCCUGUUCCAGCAGGGCACCUUGACCCUUUGCUCUUGGCGACCACUGCCGAUGAGAGCUCGACUGAUGCUGCAGCGCUCUUGCAGCUCGCAGCAGACAAGGUUAUCCAAGUCCCUCGACUGGAAGGGGACAACGAGGUUGGGCUUCCUCCCUCACUCCUUGGCAAACUCUCACCGCAUAGCACCAGCUUGGCAUGCCAUGGCCAUGUUCGGAUCGUGCCCGACUAUUUGAAUAGGCCGGCCGCAUUCAACAGAGAGCUUGCGCAACUUUCGUGGGGAGGGAGGGAAGGGGAGGAAACCACCCAUUUCACAGUGUUUGAUACCGUGCAUCAAGUCCGUGUCCUGCCACGAGACCCCAAGGACUCCCUUCACAGUUGUGUUGGCAAGGCACUCCAGGCUACGCCCGUUGAUAUCAAUCGCAUCCGAGUCCUGACUGUGCCUGUUCCGGGUUUCCCACUGCCUCAGCUUGUGUUGCAUCAGGCUGCGCAUGUUGAUCCCCUGGACACUCUUGUUUGGGACCUCCGACCCAUUCAACAGCCGGUCCGCACUGUAGCUCUACCCAAAGGACAGGAUCUUGUGGCUGCAUUUCAGCAGGUAGUGCAGCCUUUGCCACAGGCAACUGCUUUGCUAGAGGGAUGGCGUAAUGGUCGGGUAGCUUUGGUUGACGCGCUAGGGCUGCUUGAAGACAGGCUCCCCCUUGAUUUUGAGGAGGCGCAGCAUGUGCGUGCAGAGGUUGCCCUUUUCCAAGGGCUGACCCAGCUUGUCCUUGACCCGAGCACAUGGCCGCUACCACCAGGCGGCGUCACUUCUACGUCCACCACUACUGCCAUGCUCGUCAACUAUCCUCACUACCCGUCGCGACCCCCCAGGCACUCUGUCGCUGAGAUCCACUCCCUGGAAGUGAAAAUCAUCCGAGGGACAUACUGUGAGCAGGCAGUUAUUCAACUGCCCUGCUUACAGAUUGAUGGUGCCAUCAGCUGGCUCCUGCGCAGAGUUGAGACCGCCACUGGUCCUUUACAGCCCAAUGCCAGACUGAUGCUCGCCAAGGCACAACCCACUUCCACAACGCCGGCGCACGAGACUGUGUUUGUUGUCUUGGAGGACACAAACAGUGUCUGGUCUGUCUUCGACACCAGACAUUUAGCCCGAGCGGGCUCGCUUGUUGUUGCGCGAAGUGUGCAUGACCUGCCCUGCCAAGACACUCUGGCAACGGCGUGUUACCAGCAUGGCUGGACCCUCUUCGUCAAUGGGGCGCCUAUUCAUCUCUGCUCUCGGAGUAUUGAUGAUGGUGAUUUUGUUCAGCCAACGCUACAGGGUGGCUUUCCGCUAUCGGUUCCAACCUCCGUCAUUUUGGAAGCCUGCCCGAUGCUAGAAGCAUACACGUGGGGGCUACCUACCCCCAUUGUCCGCAAUGCUCGGCAGCGUAGGGCCAGUCUGGGUUUUUACAGGCACGCCGAAGGACGCUGCUUGGUUCUGGGGCCUUGUCAUGCGCCUGCCGCUUUUCGAACGCGUCACCAGUACAUCCCGGACCAUACUGAGAUGCGAGAAGCGGUCAACGAACUCCAUGACUUCCCGGGUAGGUUGUGCUCUAUCACUUAUGCAGAGGCACAGUUCAGGCAUGAAAGGUGCACUUCAGUGUUUGCUUCUUCAGCCCGACAUUCUGCCCUUGCCACUUUGUUGCUUCCUGCAUACGGCUGGCCUGGACAUUAUGUGAUUUUGCUGGCCCCUCAGAAUGCACCGGGGCUUGGAGCAUUGCCGAUCGGCCACAACUUCCGAGUUAUCGCGGAAAGACGUUGGACUCCUGGACGUGUGCUGCGGUUGUGUCUGGAUGAGCCCCCACUUCCGCCUCCUGUGGCACCCCCUGUUGCACCUCAAGCUGCCCAGCCUGCUGCUGCCCAACAGCCUCCACAACAGCCGGCAAUCCGUCCCGACCCUGAGGUUGACGAUGAAGACAUGGCACCUAGAGCUGAGACCGAAGCGACGUCCAGCAUGAGUCUCCUCCAGACCACUGCGCGGCGCAGCCAGCGUCGCCCUAGCCCUGACCUACAUAGCGGUGGCUCUGCACCGCCCGCUUCUGCACGAGAGCCACCAUGUGGUGCCAACUGCCGGCAAAGUCUGCCGACGCCAUUUGGCCGCCGGAACAUACCGCGCAGGGAACCUACUAAGGCACAGGACGCACCUGGCCAUUUGUCCGCCAAAUGCGAUGAUAGGGAAGCGCGUGCUGGGAGCGCACUUGUGCUGGACACAGCAAUCCCUGCUCCUGCCCGUGAAGCCAGCCUUUUGUUUGCUGUACCCGCGGACAUCAUGGAACCUACGCUCGAUUCCUUUGACCUUGUGCAUUGUCAGCGUAGGUUGCCAGCCUCAGAGCUCCUGCACCCGGCUGCGCGUCAACUUGUUUAUGGGCUCCCGGUCUGGUCGAGAAACACACCCGAAGCAAUUAUGUUGUUUCUGGAUGGGGCGUUUGAGGGAGGACAUUGUACGUGGGCAGUGGCUGCUGUCGUUCAAGUUCAGGGUACUUGGUUCUGGGCGGGCUACUUCUGUGGCUUUGUUGCGGAUUGCAUGAGCCCAGGAUCUGCCUUUGAAGGCGAACUAUAUGCACAGUUUGUAGCGCGCGGUGUUGUGGCACGACACUCUGUACCAAGUGCUAUCUUUUACGACAACACUUCUGCAGCCAGUGUCGCAGCAGCUACUGCCGCCACAACUGCGCGCACGCGCCUCGGCAGCGCUACGGCGGCGUUGCAAUUCCUGUCCCUCUACCGCAACGUUCCAGUUGCUUGCCAGCAUGUCAAAUCUCAUCAAGGACACGCUGGCAACGAAGCUGCCGAUAGCUUGGCUAAGGCACUGCUAAGAGCACAACUAGAGCCCUGUGCCCCUGCUGAUGAGAAUCUUGAUACCUGCAUCCUUGCCGGUGACUUUGACUGGCUAUGGAUCCAUGCAGCCAGUACUGCUAGCAGUUGUUGGCCACAAAUUGAUCCAGAUGGGGCCAGUAAGCCUAUUUGCCCUGCCGCACAAGGUCCGGCGUUGCUCACUCCGGCAACCUGGCAGUUUGAGACACCUGCUGCAGCCCCUCCUACCAAACCUCGCAGACUCCUCUUCCGAUGCAUGACGUACAAUACUCUGUCAUGCACCAGCGCGCUUCAGCGCCGCUGCCUUGCUGAAUUCAUGCGAGCAAAGAAGGUCAGCGUCGCUGGCCUGCAGGAAUGCAGACAGAACUUACAAGGACCCCAAGUUGUCGAUGGCAUGUUGAGGAUCGCAUCACCUGCACCUGAGGGCAGACAGGGUUGCCAGCUGUGGUUUGAUUUACGGGCCUUGCCUUACCGCCCACAAGACUUCCGUGUGCUCUUCAGCAAUCCACGGCUGUUGGUUGUGCUGUUGCACCAGGAUGGUUUCAAGGCUACUUUCGUUGCAGGGCAUGCCCCGGACUCGGCACAAGACGCGCAGACUCGCGCAUCUUGGUGGGAACAGCUCGAUGCUCGCCUUGAUGCGAUUCCGGCUCAUUCUGAAGUCGUUUUGCUUGUCGAUGCCAAUGCGCGGCACACACCCGGUGAGUCACCUGACAAUCCCAAUGCCACAGAGUUUCAGCAGAUUUGUCGCAAGCACUGCCUGUGCCGGACUGCGUCUCACGAUCGUUCAGGGGGGACUUACCGUACAUGGCGUUCGCCGCAAGGAGUCUGGGCAUGUCUGGAUUACAUUGCUAUCCCUCAAGCGUGGCAGCAUACCUUCGAUGAACUGGGGGUCCAUGACAUUUUGGAUACCCACGCAGGUAUAGACCACCAGCCAGUGCUCGCAGAGUUUACGGUUCAACUUCACAGCCCACGGCCUACCAAACGCCGUCUCGAUGUUGAUCGCCUGAAGGGCCCUGAGGGUCGCGACAUUGUGCAGCAUUGUUUCCUCACGAUGCCGGAUUGCCCCUGGAACCUUUCCCCUGAUGAGCACCUGCAGGUCAUCAACCGGCACAUCCAGGCAUGCCUUCAACAGCAUUUCACACGCUCUGGGCCGGUUGGGCGCAAGCCUGGCAUAUCCAACCAGACCCUGGAACUGCUCGCAACGAAACGCGGGCUACGCCGUAUCCAUCACAGGCGGGCCCGGCAGCAAUGCAAGGAUGUGCUGUACACCUGUUUCCGAGAUCCGAGCUUCCUCGAUUCCUCCAGCCGGGAUGAAGCGGCCUUCUCCCGAUCCAUGUUCCAAGAGGCACGAGGCAAAGGACCUGCCCACCUCGCGAGUCUCCUACGCUCCGUUUUGAAGGUCGGCAGGCGCUACAAGGCUCCGAGGACUGCUAGUGCCAUCGUCGACCAGGGCCAUGAGGUAACAGACCCUGAGCAGAUCAAACAGCUCUUCGGCAAACACUUUGGGGAGAUUGAGGGAGCUAAGCCAGGUAAGCUGAGUGACAUGGUUCAAGAACCCUGCGAAAAUCUACUCUGUGACAAGAGAGAUAUCCAGGGUCUUCCUACCUUGCCGGCCUUGUCCGCCGCGUUUGCCUCUCUGCAGCCCAGGCGGGCCACAGGAAUUACCGGUAUUCCGGCUGAGUUCUAUGCUGCCUGUCCGGCUUUUGCUGCUAUGCACCACUUGCCGUUGGUGUUGAAGGUGGCAGCACGUCAGCAAGCCCCGACGCUAUGGAGAGGUUUGCUCGCUGUCCCGUUGCCAAAACCGGGGAAACCUGGACACCUUCUUACAGGGUACAGAUCCAUAGCUCUGAUGGAACCCUCCAUCAAAGCAGUUGCUAAGGCUGCGCGUCCCGAGCUCAUUCGCGCCUUUGAAGGUGUCACGCUUAGCACAGUUGGGGGUGCCCGAAGCCGGGUACCGACUGACCUACCCGCGGCAGCCGUGCAGCUACACCUUGAGCGACUGAGGCGAGAUUCCCUUUCGGGAUCCGUCGUCUUUGUUGACGGCGUCACUGCUUUCUACUCCACGACGAGAGAAAUCCUCUUUGAGCAGGGUCUGCCCGCCUACAGAAAGCGUGUGUCCGAGAUGCAAGUUGAGCCUGGGGUGCGACAUAGGUUUCUUCAGCACCUUGACUGCAAGGGCGCCCUUUCAGGCGCUGGGGUGCCGAGUGCUUUGUGUGAUGUUUUGCGGUGUUUGCUCCACAAGACGUGGUUCACCACGGAUACAGGCAGUGAGGCCAUUCAGUGUACCACCCAGGGCACGACACCGGGAGCACCACUUGCAGACUUGCUCUUCCAAUACGCUCUUCACAGCGUUCUGACGGCCCUCACUGAACAUCUCGCCGACGAACAGCUCUCUGCCCAGUUGACUGUCGCUGGACACGAUCCUGCUUUGUCAGAUCCUGUGUCGUGGCUUGAUGACGUGGCUGUUCUGCUGCAAUCUCAAUCUGCCAGACAUGCAGCGGGUGAUGCUGCCCGUGCUACGGCCCUCAUCCACCAAUACCUCAGUCUCAUUGGCAUCGGCCUCAACCUCACUCGAGGCAAGACUGAGGCCAUUGUUGCUUGGCAUGGCGUUGGUGCGCACGAAGCACAAACUCAGGUCAUGCAGAGGGAGGCAGGCAGCGUAGCCUUGCAUAUACCGGGACACACUGGCCUGGUGUUACGAUGUGUCUCGCAGUACGAGCAUUUGGGCAGCUUGCGUACUGCUGGUGGCGACAUCGGCCCUGCAGUCGAGCACAGACACCGCGAGGCGCGUAGCGUCUACCGAGCCGUUAAGACCAGGCUACACCCUAAUCCCAAUCUGACGAUGCACGAACGGCAAGCGAUUGUUCAUGCACUCAUCAUGAGCCGCUUUCUACACGGCGCGGGAACCUGGCUUUUCGGUACCAAUGAAGCUUGGGACGGUUUUGUCGCUCGCUACUGCGGCUUGCUCAAGGGAACCAUCAGGCCGCUUCAUGGGUGCUCUAGCGGCCGUCUCUCCCAAGCUGAAGUGUGCGCGCUGACCAAUGCCCUUCUGCCUGAAGAGAUUCUGGCUGUCGCUCGCGUCCGUUUGCUCGCUUGUGUGGCCAACAAUGCAGGCCUUUUCGCAAAACGGCAGUUUUCACAGCAUGCCAACUGGAUGCAGCAAUUGCGAGCCGACCUUGCCCUUGUCGCUUCACGCAUCAACGAUCCCGUGCUUGCCAGCUACUCAUGUAGCGAUAUGCCACCAGAACUCUGGCUGGAUUCAUGGCCAUUCUCCCAGGCCCAUGCCAAAAACCUGCUGGCCCGUUUCCGGCGAGGUUGUAUCGCGAGCAGGGAGCACUUGGUUGGACCUGCCAUUGCCAAGGCACAUGCGCAUGAGAGAGUCACUAAGGCCGACCUCACGUUCAUUCGUGACGUUAGGUGCUCUGCCCGUGAGCUCCGCUACCAGUGCCCGGAUUGCCCUGCCCUGUUUGCGACGAGAGCUGCUGCUGCAGCGCAUCGUUCAAAAGUUCAUGGCCACUUGUCAGCGUCCGCGCAGGCAUUUGGCACAGCCUGUGAAGUCUGCCGGCGUCAAUACUGGAGUACAGCGAGACUCGCUGAGCAUUUCCGGAAGGCUCCACAUUGCGCGGCUGUGUAUCGGGAAUCCGAUAUGGCUGGAACCGUCACGGAGGCCAUCGCUGACCGCCGCGUGCCGUGCGCACAGUUGGUUGGACCCCAACCUUGGCAGCUCCACUCUUUCUUUCAGCUCUUUGCGUGUUCGGUAGAGAUGCAUGGCCAUGACGGAGUCAUGGAAGCGAUCAAAGGGGUUGUACAGGGCACGGAACACUGGCGAUUGGCCGUUUCCGUAGCCGAUGUUUUGGACCGGGCUGACGAGAUGUUCAUCUUUCAGGAGGGCAGUCUCGCAGCCGCAUACCGGAACGGAGCUUUGCUCUUCGGACCGGCUGUGGCCUUACGCAGUGCUGUAGCACGCGAUUGGCCCUUUUUGUGA
Molecule: messenger RNA, 9576 nt
Organism: Symbiodinium sp. CCMP2592
Lineage: Eukaryota; Dinophyceae; Suessiales; Symbiodiniaceae
Source: the annotation of a GenBank genome assembly